CCCUGAACAGCCUUCCUGGGAAGAUGCCACCACUCCUGGUCCUGCUGACCUUUCUUCUGCCCCUUGGAGCUAGAUCAGAGGAGAUCAUCGGGGGCCACGAGGUCAAACCCCACUCCCGCCCCUACAUGGCAUUCGUUCGGUUUCUGGUGGAGGAGAGAAAGAAGAGAUGUGGUGGCCUCUUGGUUCAAGACAACUUUGUGCUGACAGCUGCUCACUGCUGUGGAAGGUUAAUGAAUGUCACCCUGGGGGCCCACAAUAUCACGGAAGGGGAGAAGACCCAGCAGGUCAUCCCUGUGGCAAAAGCCAUUCCCCAUCCAGACUAUAACCCCCAGGACUUCUCCAAUGACAUCAUGCUGCUAAAGCUGAAGAGAAAAGCCAGAAGGACUAAAGCUGUACAUCCUCUCAAGCUGCCCACAGGCAAGGCCUGGGUGAAGCCAGGAGAAAUGUGCCAUGAGGCUGGCUGGGGGAUGACAGCCCCAGAGGGCGCUUUAGCAACUACUCUACAGGAAGUAGAGCUGACAGUGCAGAAAGACCUAGAAUGCAAAUUGAGCUUCCACAACUAUAACAAGACUAUAGAGAUUUGUGUGGGAGAUCCAAACGGAACAAAGGCUGGCUCCAAGGGUGACUCUGGAGGACCCCUGGUGUGUAGCAACAGAGUUUAUGGAAUUUUUUCCUAUGGAAAAAUAAGUGGAUCCCCUCCAGGAGUCUUCACUAAGGUCUCUCACUUCCUGCCCUGGUUAAAGAGAAACAUGAAGGCCUCCUGA
Nannospalax galili (Upper Galilee mountains blind mole rat) is the source of this 764-nucleotide messenger RNA. Its product is annotated as granzyme H. Gene Ontology annotation, molecular function: serine-type endopeptidase activity. NCBI's taxonomy places the organism in Eukaryota, Metazoa, Chordata, Mammalia, Rodentia, Spalacidae. Gene Ontology annotation, cellular component: cytoplasm; intracellular membrane-bounded organelle. The record is from RefSeq and is a predicted model, not a curated record. Gene Ontology annotation, biological process: proteolysis. The transcript has 5 exons. Bases 24 to 764 code for a protein of 246 amino acids.